AUGUCUUUUCCGAUCUGUUUUCCCAGGUCCGUUGAUGCACCAACCUCCAGUCAAAUCGGUGGAGAUAUUAAGAUAGAACCAAAGCCUGAUCCUCCUAAGGGCCCGAAAAGUCACACAGUUGGUGAAGCAAUGAAGUGCAUUGACUUCUAUCUUCUUUGGGGCAUCGUGUUCUUGGACAUCAUAUCUGUUGUGCUACUCACGUCGACUUACAAGAUUUAUGGACUUCAAAGCAAGUUUGAUGAUCAAUUUCUGUCUGCCGUUGCAACUGUCAGUGCGGCCUUUAACUGUUUGGGUCGUGUUUUCUGGGGGUUCAUGGUGGAUCGCUUUUCCUCCAAGUGCCCCAGUGCCCUUCUAACCGCAGCCAUUAUCUCUCAAUUCAAACUGGCUGGUCAAUGGAUACCUGUCUACACAUUAUGUGGAUGUACCUGUCUCAUCGCCUUCAUCCUCGCCCUCUUCAUCCGCGACAAAGAUGCGCAUUGCGUGGGUUUCACCAACAAUAUCUGCGCUGCGAUUUGUGAUCCCUUGCGCAAGGGAUAUUUGGAGGAGACCUUGGAGGAUUUGGACGAAACUUUCGAAUCCGAUGGGCCCUCGUCAAUAGCACUGCAAAAGUCUGCCUAG
Messenger RNA from Echinococcus granulosus, 618 nucleotides. RefSeq names its product oxalate:formate antiporter. The transcript has 5 exons. The record is from RefSeq and is a predicted model, not a curated record. Lineage: Eukaryota; Metazoa; Platyhelminthes; Cestoda; Cyclophyllidea; Taeniidae. The coding region runs from base 1 to 618 and encodes 205 amino acids.